CUGCGCUACAUGUCAUACAUCGACUUUCGUGCGAUACAUUUGCAUCGAUUGCUUAUGCAUCUUUAUACCGAGGCUCCUGCGACUCUUAGGCAAAAAUUAAUAACGAUAAAAUUCUACACCUUCGAUGUAGUCCUAUGUGCGAAAGUAUCGCAACACGUGGCGUCCUCUCUCUCAUUUCCCAUAUGAUUUUGACAAUUGAUACAAUACACAACUGACAACGAAUAACAUCAGCGACUUAAAUGGCUGUGUUUCUUUUCUGCAUUCGUAAUUCGUCUUUUUAAUUAUAAUUUAAUAUAAUUUUAAGGACAAGGCAGUUGGAUAUUAAUAACAAAACAACUUAUUUAUCUCAAACUUUACAAUGAAAGACACGGACAAAGAUACACCAAUUAUAUACGGGCUAGAAUUUCAGGCUCGAGCUUUGGCAGCUCAGACAGCUGAAACAGACUCUGUGCGUUUUUUGGUUGGAACUCAGUCUCUCAAAUUCAGUAACAACCAAGUCCAUUUGGUAGAACUGAGCGAAGGAACAGGAAAUUUAAAAACUCAAGUAUUCCAGCAUCCUAUCGGAGAGAUAUGGUCGAUCCAAGCAUCACCCACUCAAGUUGAUAAAUUUAUAACUUGCUAUAAUUCAUUAAUAGAUAAUACAUGUCAAAUGAAAGGAGCUCUUUGGAGUAUACCCAAGGACAAUGAUACAAAUGAUAUAGUUCCACUGGAAAAAUUGGCAGAUAUUGAUACUACGCCUUAUGGAAAUGAACUCAAAACUAUAACUUAUCACCCAACUGACAGUACAAAAGCUGUUUCAGUUGUAGACAAUAAUUUUGUUUUAUGGGAUUUAAAUUUCAAACCUCAAGUGGUAACAGUUGGAACUUUAACAAGCAGAGGACAGCCAAAAUUUACAAAUGGCAAAUGGAAUCCUCACCAUCUUAUGGAUCAAUUCGUCACUUUAAAUGAAAAUUCUAUUAAAGGCUGGGAUUUUAGAGAUCCAAAAGAAUUUACUUGGACAAUUGCAUCAGCGCAUUCUCAAAUAAUUAGAGAUCUAGAUUUUAAUACACUUAGACAGUAUUAUUUGGCAACAUGUGGAGAUGAUGGAUUCAUGAAAUUUUGGGAUAUUCGUAAUACUAAUGAACCUGUUUUGUCACGAAUGGAACACUCUCAUUGGGUGUGGUCAAUUAGGAUUAAUAAAUUUCAUGAUCAAUUAGUUUUGACAUCCAGCAGUGACUCAAGAGUAAUUUUAAGUAAUGUUGCUUCAAUUUCUUCAGAACCCUUUGGCCAAAUAGUAUCUGAAGAAGAUGCCACAAUGGAAGAAACUUGUUCAAAAGAAAAGUUGGAAGAUGGAGUGCUAGCAAAAUAUGAAGAGCAUGAAGAUAGUGUUUAUGCUGUUGAAUGGUCUGCAGCAGAUCCAUGGACUUUUGCAUCUUUGAGUUAUGAUGGUCGAUUAGUUAUUAAUAGAGUACCUCAGAAGUAUAAAUACCAAAUUUUAUUAUGAUUAUAAACAUUACAACCUAUUUACAGAAAUCAAUUGUUGC
This is a messenger RNA of Trichogramma pretiosum, 1523 nucleotides long. RefSeq names its product EARP-interacting protein homolog. The record is from RefSeq and is a predicted model, not a curated record. The transcript has 7 exons. Gene Ontology annotation, biological process: protein ubiquitination. Bases 359 to 1483 code for a protein of 374 amino acids. NCBI's taxonomy places the organism in Eukaryota, Metazoa, Arthropoda, Insecta, Hymenoptera, Trichogrammatidae. Gene Ontology annotation, molecular function: protein binding.